Molecule: messenger RNA, 921 nt
Organism: Carica papaya (papaya)
Lineage: Eukaryota; Viridiplantae; Streptophyta; Magnoliopsida; Brassicales; Caricaceae
Source: RefSeq, a predicted model, not a curated record
AUGGCGACGUUACGCGCCAUGAACAUGCAUAACCCCAUCGUCUCUCCGCCAAUCUCCACCACCAAUGGCACCACCUUGAAGCCCACUGUUGUCUUCACCACCCCACCGAGCUAUGCAGACAGGUUUUCUCAUCUACUUACCCUUAAGGGCCACAAUCCCCUCUGGUGUCCCACCAUCGUCACCGAAUCCAAUCCACGUACACUCUCCGCUCUCAAACUCCAUCUUUCCCCACAAUCCGUUUCUCAGCUCUCCGCCGUCGCCUUCCCUUCUCGCACUGCCAUCGCGGCUUUUUCAGCCGCCGUUUCCGACCUCGACAAACCCCUGUUGCCCCCAGACGGUGGUAGUUUCAUCGUUUCCGCUUUGGGCAGAGACGCGGAGUUAAUAGACCAAGCUUUCAUGAACCAGUUAUGUUUGAAUAUCGACAGAAUUAAGUUGUCCGUCCCCCGGAUUGCAACCCCGAGCGGGCUGGUUCAGUCCAUGGGUAGAGGAUGCGGACGGAAGGUGCUCUGCCCUGUCCCGUUCGUGGUGGGACUUGAGGAGCCGCCUGUCGUCCCGAAUUUUCUUCAGGAGCUGGAGGUUUCCGGGUGGGUUCCCAUCAGAGUGGACGCGUACGAGACGAGGUGGGUCGGAUCCAGAAGUGCAGAGGGAAUGAUAAGGAAGAGUAAGGUGGGUGGAGUCGAUGCGGUUGUGUUUACGAGCAGCGGGGAGGUGGAAGGGCUGCUCAAGAGUUUGCGGAGUUUGGGUUGGGAUUGGGGGAUGGUGAGGAGAAGAUGGCCGAGUUUGGUUGUGGCGGCACAUGGUCCGGUCACUGCUGCCGGGGCGGAGAAAUUGGGUGUUGAUGUAGAUGUCGUGAGCUCCAAGUUCAGUAGCUUUGAAGGUGUUGUUAAUGCGAUUGAUUCAAGAUUACGAGGCUUGGACUGA